GUCACUGAGAGAGUGCGGGAUUCCGGGGCCGAGAGCGGGUGGCGGAGCCGGGACCUCGCGUGAUUCUCGGAACCCGAGGAGAAGCGGCCUCUCGGGCUAUGGCUGUGACUCUGGACAAAGACGCUUAUUAUCGGCGUGUGAAGAGACUGUACAGCAAUUGGCGGAAAGGAGAAGAUGAAUAUGCCAAUGUUGAUGCCAUCGUUGUAUCAGUGGGUGUUGAUGAAGAAAUUGUUUAUGCCAAAUCAACUGCCUUACAGACAUGGCUCUUUGGUUAUGAACUUACUGAUACUAUCAUGGUCUUCUGUGAUGACAAAAUCAUCUUUAUGGCUAGCAAGAAAAAAGUGGAGUUCUUGAAACAGAUUGCCAAUACUAAGGGCAAUGAGAAUGCUAAUGGAGCCCCUGCUAUCACACUGCUAAUACGAGAAAAGAAUGAAAGUAAUAAGAGCAGCUUUGACAAAAUGAUUGAAGCCAUUAAAGAAAGCAAGAGUGGCAAGAAGAUUGGAGUGUUCAGCAAAGACAAAUUCCCUGGAGAGUUCAUGAAAAGUUGGAAUGACUGCCUCAACAAAGAGGGCUUUGACAAAAUAGAUAUCAGUGCAGUUGUGGCAUAUACCAUUGCUGUAAAGGAAGAUGGGGAGCUGAACCUAAUGAAGAAAGCAGCCAGCAUCACCUCUGAGGUCUUCAACAAAUUCUUCAAGGAAAGAGUCAUGGAAAUAGUUGAUGCAGAUGAGAAAGUUCGACACAGCAAACUGGCUGAGUCUGUGGAAAAGGCCAUUGAAGAGAGAAAAUACCUAGCUGGGGCAGACCCUUCUACUGUGGAAAUGUGUUAUCCUCCUAUCAUUCAGAGUGGUGGCAACUAUAAUCUCAAGUUCAGUGUUGUGAGAACACUAUUCCCCCUGAUACUUUCAUAUCUUCUUUCUGUCUUGUUAUUAGGUGUGAAAAUAUGUGACGUGUACAACGCUGUUAUGGAUGUGGUUAAAAAGCAGAAACCAGAGCUGUUAAACAAAAUUACCAAAAACCUGGGAUUUGGGAUGGGAAUUGAAUUCCGUGAAGGCUCUCUAGUGAUCAAUAGUAAAAAUCAAUACAAACUGAAGAAAGGGAUGGUUUUUAGCAUCAAUUUGGGGUUCUCAGACCUGAUAAACAAGGAAGGAAAAAAAACAGAAGAGAAAACCUAUGCUUUGUUCAUUGGUGACACAGUGCUUGUGGACGAGGAUGGCCCAGCCACUGUUCUUACUUCUGUGAAGAAAAAAGUGAAGAAUGUGGGGAUUUUUCUAAAGAAUGAAGAUGAUGAAGAAGAGGAGGAGGAAAAAGAUGAAGCAGAGGACCUUUUGGGAAGAGGUUCUCGGGCAGCGUUACUUACAGAAAGAACACGAAACGAGAUGACUGCAGAAGAAAAGCGAAGAGCACAUCAGAAAGAACUAGCUGCUCAACUCAAUGAGGAAGCAAAGAGGCGACUGACAGAACAGAAGGGAGAACAGCAGAUUCAGAAAGCUCGCAAAUCUAAUGUAUCCUAUAAAAACCCAUCUCUGAUGCCUAAGGAACCACAUAUUCGAGAAAUGAAGAUCUAUAUUGAUAAGAAAUAUGAGACAGUAAUAAUGCCUGUGUUUGGCAUUGCAACGCCUUUUCAUAUUGCCACAAUUAAGAAUAUAAGUAUGUCUGUAGAAGGAGAUUAUACUUACUUGCGCAUCAACUUCUAUUGCCCAGGCAGUGCUCUGGGCAGGAAUGAGGGCAACAUCUUUCCUAACCCUGAAGCAACUUUUGUCAAAGAAAUUACAUACCGAGCUUCAAAUAUGAAGGCCCCUGGAGAACAGACAGUACCAGCCUUGAACCUUCAGAAUGCUUUUCGAAUUAUAAAAGAAGUACAAAAACGUUAUAAGACUCGGGAAGCAGAAGAGAAAGAAAAGGAGGGCAUUGUGAAACAGGACUCACUGGUAAUCAAUCUAAACCGGAGCAAUCCCAAACUGAAAGAUCUGUACAUUCGCCCAAACAUUGCCCAAAAGAGGAUGCAGGGCUCACUGGAGGCCCAUGUCAAUGGUUUCCGCUUCACAUCUGUUCGAGGAGACAAAGUGGAUAUUCUGUACAACAACAUUAAGCAUGCUUUGUUCCAGCCCUGUGAUGGAGAAAUGAUUAUUGUCUUGCACUUUCACCUCAAGAAUGCCAUCAUGUUUGGGAAGAAGCGGCACACGGAUGUGCAGUUUUACACAGAAGUAGGAGAGAUAACCACAGAUCUGGGGAAACAUCAGCAUAUGCAUGAUCGAGAUGACCUCUAUGCCGAGCAGAUGGAACGAGAAAUGAGGCACAAACUAAAAACAGCCUUUAAAAAUUUCAUUGAGAAAGUAGAGGCUCUAACCAAGGAAGAACUGGAAUUCGAAGUGCCUUUUAGGGACUUGGGAUUUAAUGGAGCUCCCCACAGGAGUACCUGCCUCCUGCAGCCCACUAGUAGUGCACUUGUCAAUGCUACAGAAUGGCCACCUUUUGUGGUAACAUUGGAUGAAGUAGAACUGAUACACUUUGAACGGGUCCAGUUUCACCUGAAGAACUUUGAUAUGGUAAUUGUCUACAAGGACUACAGCAAGAAAGUUACGAUGAUCAAUGCCAUUCCUGUAGCCUCUCUUGACCCCAUCAAGGAAUGGUUAAAUUCCUGUGACCUGAAGUACACAGAAGGAGUACAGUCCCUCAAUUGGACUAAAAUCAUGAAGACCAUUGUUGAUGACCCUGAAGGCUUCUUUGAACAAGGUGGCUGGUCUUUCCUAGAGCCUGAGGGUGAGGGGAGUGAUGCUGAGGAAGGAGAUUCAGAGUCUGAAAUUGAAGAUGAAACUUUUAACCCUUCAGAAGAUGACUAUGAAGAAGAGGAAGAGGAUAGUGAUGAAGAUUAUUCCUCAGAAGCAGAAGAAUCGGACUAUUCUAAGGAAUCACUGGGCAGUGAAGAAGAGAGUGGAAAGGAUUGGGAUGAACUGGAGGAAGAAGCCCGGAAAGCGGACCGUGAAAGUCGUUAUGAGGAAGAAGAAGAACAGAGUCGAAGUAUGAGCCGGAAGAGGAAGGCAUCUGUGCAUAGUUCGGGCCGUGGCUCUAACCGUGGUUCCAGACACAGCUCUGCACCCCCCAAGAAAAAGAGGAAGUAACUUCUGAACUUUGGCCCUGAGCUCCAUUCUUCCUCCAGCCAACCCCUGAAAAUUUUACAUGACAUAGAAACUGUAUUUUUCCUUUUGUUUUCUUUUGAAGUUUUGCCAUUUGUGUUUAUGGGUUUAGGGGGCCAUUUGUGUGGACCAAUCUACUCCGGGAAUUCCAGGCCCACCAGGACCCAUGCCAAUGGCCCCAUUCAGAUGGCAAGGGAGGUGUUCUUGAAGACGGGCGGAGGCUGCCACUGUUAAUAAAUACCGUUUCAUUCCUCUCUCUUCCUGUCACCUGCCAGGACAUUGAUGGCUUCUGACAUCUUAUUUUUUGGUGUCUCAAAGCCAUAUUUCCAAGACAAUGGUACAAAGUGACCCUUAGCUACCUGUACCAUGGUUCUUGACCAGCAGAUUCAAUCCUCCAUCCUACCCUACUGCCAUGACCUUCCUCACAUCUCUUUAAGUUUUAUCUUGGCAAUACUCAAGAAGAGGUUCUUGGAAUUUGCUAGUGGUUGUGAUAAACCAGACAACUUGAGCUAGUGAGGCAGUUUGGGCUGGUGCCUUCGUCUGAGUUUUCCUGUUUUCUUGACUCACGCAGAUUCUGAGGUAUUUCUGCUGCCUUGGAAGACAUAAGAAGCAGUGACACACCGUGGUUCAGUUAUUUCUCCUUACAAAUUCACACAUGGUACAUGAUAAUAGGCAAAAUUACCAUUGUCUUCUUUUUCUUCUGAUAUAUCUAAGGAAGAAUGGUGUGCCUCAUAAUACUGCUUCUAGUGAAAUCUUGAGAAAGGUUCAAAGGUGUCAACAUUUAAAUCUGGAAGGGGCAAGUCACGCCUUGGGCCUAGAAUACCCUGAUGAGGAAAGAGAAGAGGAAGGGAGGCCAUAUCUACCACACAGCCUCUCAUCACUGCUGCUCCUUAUUUUUACUUGUCUUGCAUUGUCUUGUAUUUAUCACAGUUUCUGUUGAACAGCUUUUAAGUAUUUUGGGGAGUUUAUCUUGCCAUCCUCCCCUUCUGGUUCUCUGCACCCACCUGUCCCACUGCGGUUCUUUUCGUGUUCUGUGACUUUUAAGAGAAGAGGGGGGGAGGGGUCUUGGAUUUAUGUUUGUUUGUUUUUUUCUCUUUAGCAGUAGGACUUGAUAUUUUCAAUUUUGGAAGAACUAAAAGCUAAAUAAACUGUGGGUUUUUUUGUUGUUGUUUUGUUUUUGUAAAUU
Otolemur garnettii (small-eared galago) is the source of this 4320-nucleotide messenger RNA. It is a transcript of the gene SUPT16H, whose product is annotated as SPT16 homolog, facilitates chromatin remodeling subunit. Gene Ontology annotation, biological process: positive regulation of transcription elongation by RNA polymerase II; transcription elongation by RNA polymerase II. Gene Ontology annotation, molecular function: nucleosome binding. Gene Ontology annotation, cellular component: FACT complex. The transcript has 26 exons. The record is from RefSeq and is a predicted model, not a curated record. Lineage: Eukaryota; Metazoa; Chordata; Mammalia; Primates; Galagidae. The coding region runs from base 99 to 3119 and encodes 1006 amino acids.